Vitis riparia (riverbank grape) is the source of this 2432-nucleotide messenger RNA. Its product is annotated as vacuolar cation/proton exchanger 5-like. Bases 600 to 2036 code for a protein of 478 amino acids. Gene Ontology annotation, cellular component: plant-type vacuole membrane. The record is from RefSeq and is a predicted model, not a curated record. The transcript is spliced from 11 exons. Gene Ontology annotation, biological process: calcium ion transmembrane transport; intracellular calcium ion homeostasis. Gene Ontology annotation, molecular function: calcium:proton antiporter activity. Lineage: Eukaryota; Viridiplantae; Streptophyta; Magnoliopsida; Vitales; Vitaceae.
CCGAAAAUGGGGUCCAUCCCAUAGCCCAGAUCAGAAACGGUAACUGAAAUCUGUAAAAAGAAAUUCUAAAAAUGGAAGGCAACCGCCGACUUUGCCGGGAAAAUUCUUCACCUAGCGCCUCUCGGCUCCUCUCCAACUCUGUCUCAUCUCCUUCUUCAUCCAAAAACCAAACAACCUUCAAUCUCGCAAUUGGGUCUCACUCGGCCAGUACAAUUCAAUUACGAGUUUGACCUCCGUUUCUUUAACACUUCAGCCUUUAUCUCAGAUCUACUGACACCUCACUUUGGAAUUUUGCGUUUGAAUCAAGGCAAUGAAUGCCCAUCAAUUCAUUCGUGGGUCAGAUCAACGUCAGUUUUCUCUCAUAAUUUAUUGCAUUUAAUUCUGCCAUAUGCCCAAGAAAGGGACAGGAGACUCAUAAAUUUCUGAAUUGUUUCUAAUGAUUUGAGAAACAUUCUACCAGGAAAAAGGAAAAAAAAAAAAAACUACGGGUUUCUUGUUGGGAUAUGUGAUUUGAGAAGUAUUUGUGCCUCAUAAGUUUUGUUUCUUCGGUAACAAGAAAUACCCAGGUGGAUUUGUUCUUGGGUUUUACAUAAAGGAGGAUGGACUACAGGUUACAGUUUGUUGGGCUCCAAUCGAAUCCAGAAAUGGAGAUGGGAUCAUUAGAGGAGAGAUCAAAUCAUGAGCUUGAGGAUGAGAGUCUCAUAAGUCCAGCAAAAAUUGGGCAAAAGACAAAUUCUUUUCAUGCACCACAAUUGGGAUCUUCUUGUCGAGAUUGGCGAAUUUGGAGCAGUAAACUUUUGGGGAAUGCUGUAUUUAUGAGCAUCCGGGUUGUUGUUUUCUCCAACAAACUCAACUUGCUUAUGCCUUUUGGGCCUCUAGCAGUCUUAGUCCAUGGUUUGAGUGACCAUAAUGGCUGGGUCUUCUUUCUAACCUUGUUAGGGAUAACACCAUUGGCUGAGCGUUUAGGUUAUGCUACAGAGCAACUGUCUUUCUAUACUGGGGAUACAGUUGGGGGUCUUUUGAAUGCUACUUUUGGAAAUGCAACAGAACUAAUUAUAUCAAUUUAUGCUUUGAAAAGUGGUAUGAUACGUGUUGUUCAGCAGUCAUUACUGGGCUCAAUUCUGUCAAAUAUGUUAUUGGUGCUUGGAUGUGCAUUCUUUUGUGGUGGGAUUGUUUUCAAUAACAAGCAGCAGGUGUUUAACAAGGCAAUUGCUGUUCUGAACUCUGGGUUGCUAUUGAUGGCAGUCAUGGGCCUACUCUUUCCAGCUGUUCUACACUUCACACACACUGAAGUUCAUUUUGGGAGGUCAGAGUUGGCUCUUUCAAGGUUUAGCAGCUGUAUUAUGCUUCUGGCAUAUGCUGGCUACCUUGUUUUCCAGUUAAAGAGCCAAAAGGAUCUAUAUAUGUCUAUUGCUGAGGGAGGGACUCUGCCUGAAGAGGGCUCAGAUGAUGAUGAAGGUCCAGAGAUCUCUAAAUGGGAAUCAGUAAUUUGGCUUUCAAUCUUAACUGCUUGGAUAGCAAUCCUAUCAGAAUAUCUUGUUGAUGCAAUAGAGGGCGCAUCGAUUGCAUGGAAAAUGCCUGUUUCAUUUAUUAGCGUGAUUUUGCUUCCAAUUGUAGGGAAUGCUGCAGAGCACGCAAGUGCUAUUAUGUUUGCUAUGAAAGACAAGCUUGACAUUUCCUUAGGAGUGGCAAUAGGGUCAUCAACACAGAUAUCUAUGUUUGCGAUUCCCUUUUGUGUCGUUAUUGGGUGGAUAAUGGGCUGCCCCAUGGACUUAAAUUUUCAACUUUUUGAGACAGCAACACUUUUUAUAACUGUUUUGGUUGUGGCCUUCUUGCUUCAGGAAGGCACUUCUAAUUACUUUAAAGGACUAAUGCUCAUUCUUUGCUAUCUAAUAGUUGCAGCAAGUUUCUUUGUACAUGUCGAUCCUACUUCAGUAGGUCAGUUUUUAGUCAAAAUUUUUAACUGGUGUCCAUGUGGACGAAUUAAACCAAAAUAUAUUCCCUGUGAUUCCAACAAAGUUCUCAGCAGUUAUUGAAAAAUUGUACAUAGAUGUCCUUGCUAGCCAGCAUGGGGGAUGGGGGAAGAACUAGGCACUAGAGAAGUAGGAUUUAGAAAGUCUAGAUUACUCUUGUUUUUUGGCUGAUGCCUUUGGUUUUUACUAGUCAAUAAAGGUUAACCUAAUUGACUUGACCCAUCCUGUAAUUGAGGUAACUUUUUCUGUUACUAUAUUGUUUGCAAGAGAUUACUGUAGGAGCUUUUGCUAUGGACUACUAUUGUUGGUAACACUUAUUUCUGUUGCAUCUGGGUGGCCUGGAUUAGUUGAACCAUUCAAUCAAAAGGGGGUUCCUUCAGUUGAUUUAAUAAUUUCCACAUUAUAUUCUCUCUGCUUGAAACUUGUUAUAGUUUUUCCAGAAUCUAACGUAAUGUGAUU